CCCUUUCCGGUUGCCUGUCUCCCCUGGGUUUGCGAUCUCUCCCUGGCAGGCCUGGCCUCUCCUUGUGUGAAUGCUGCCAUAAAACAUAAUGAAUAAUAAUCACCUGCUUUGUACAGAAAACAACGCGUGGGCCUGUAGCCCCUUAGAGACUAACUGAAAUAGAAAUCGCACCAUGUGCUUUCGUGGGCACAGCCUCAGAUGAGAGUGAAAAAGAAAGGGGGAACCUCCCCAAAAGAAGGGAGAGGGGAAGGAAAGAAAACUGUCACUUGUAGUGCUAGUGCUAACUGUUGUGAUUCUCUAACUUCUCAGGGCAGUGUGGAAACGAAGAUGACUACAGCCGUUGUGCCAAGCAGCCCUCUGCCUUCACUAGAGGACAGACACAUGUAUUACAUCUUGACAGAUGAUUUUCCCUAUGGCAGCAAGCUCUUUCAAGCUGGGAGCAUGUGCUUCCUCAAAGAGAAGACUUACCUGCACAGCAUUGCCUGUGUCGGGACUUCCACUCAGUACUUGAGGGUCACCAUGCUGGAUGACAAUUCCAUAGUCACUGUCAAAGCAGAAAUUCUUCAUCCCCUGCCUGAGGAGGAAGCUGUUUUCCUUCUGGCCAUUAACACCCUCAGUGAGCGCUUGAACUGUUUCCUGGACAGGCAUAGCCUUGAAGAAGCAGUGAAGGCUACAGUGGGCCAGCAAGUGACAGUGGAUCUCAACCAGCAACUGUUCACUGGUACCAUUCGCUACAUUGGGAAGAUCAGCAAGAACUCUUCAUCUUCCCCACACAGCCCAUCCUACUUUGGGGUGGAAUUGCAGGGUGGUGGUGAAGGCAGAGGCCACUGCGAUGGCACCUAUAACGGCUCUGAGUAUUUCAAAUGUAAGCAGAACCAUGGGCUCUUUCUGCCGGUUAACAAAAUCAAGUUUAUCCCAGUGCUGGACUGUGACUCAAUGAAAGAGGAACCCCAACCAGAUGUGGAUGAGAUUGUUCCUGUAAAAGUGGGGGACACAGUUGGCUUCUACCUGGAUGAGGUCUUCAGGCAAGGAGUUGCUAUGGAUGUGCACAAGGAGGGAACCCAGUGGUUUGUUAAAGUUUGUCCGGAAGAAGAAGGAACAACAGAUGUUUUCAGAGAAAUCCCUAUGGAUUCUGUUGUGAAGGAAGGGCUGCUCUCCUCAGAAUUCGAGCCAGACAUGGCUCCGGGAUCUCUGAGACAAAUAAAGCGAGAGAGAAGCGAGAGUGGUGAGGAUUUGGAAAGUGGAAAACAUUCCCUGGAUGUGAACUCCGUGGUACAGAUCACCUUGGACAAAGGGAAUUCGGUCACUGGAAUCAUCCGCUGGUUGGGAUACCUGCCCAACAUUAAGCACAGAAUGGCCGGGGUUGAAUUAGAUCAAGAGAAGGGGAUCACAGAUGGCGAAUGGCAAGGUAUGCGCUACUUUCACUGCCCCCCUAAGCGUGGCCUUUUUGUGAAGCUGCAGUCAUGCCAGCCUGACAUGCGCUUCCAGAGUGUGAGCAUCACCCCCCUGGACGCCAGCACUUCCGGUGAGAUAGAUGGUCCUCAGGUUCUGGCUAAUUCUCCUCUCGAGAAUGGCGCAGCUGUGCAAGUUUUACAAGGGCGGAUGAGAGGAAUUCAAGGCCACUGCAACUCCUGCUACAUGGAUGCUGCCCUUUUCAGCCUUUUCUCCUGCACCUCUGUGCUGGACUCCAUGCUCUUCAAGCCGUCCCUACCACCCAGUGGGCACGUCCAGAAGAUCCUCCGGGAUGAGAUCGUGAAUCCCCUCCGACGGAAUGGCUUUGUUGCCGCUAGUAGUGUGAUGCACCUGCGGGAGCAGCUGACGGAGAAGGGCCAGUGUUCAAGCUUUACUACGUCUGAGAAAGACCCUGAGGAGUUUCUCAACCUCAUCAUGCAUCACAUCCUGGGAAUAGAGCCACUACUGAAACUGCAGUCCGGAGGCCAGAAGGAGCAGGAGUGUUACUAUUACCAGAUAUUCAUAGACAAGCAAGAGGAUCUGGUGGUGCCCAACGUGCAGCAGUUAGUGGAACAUUCCUUCCUGUCUUCCAGUCUCAAGCUAGUGGAGAUCCCCUCCUGUUUCAUUAUCCAAAUGCCCCGGUUCGGGAAGGAAUAUAAAAUGUUCAGCAAAAUCAUUCCCUCCUUGGAGCUGGACAUCACGGACCUGCUGCUCGACAGCCCCCGGGAGUGCUUUGUGUGCGGGGACAUCGCCACCCAGGAGUGCUCCGAGUGCUUCAGAGACGCGGUGUUUGCCGACAUGGGGAUGAAGCAGUACUGCAACUCCUGCUGCAGACAGGUUCAUUCUCACUACCGGCGCAAAACGCACAGGCCGACAACGCUGCACGUCCCUGAAGCGUUUCAGGUCAGGAGCCAGAUGGGCAGCCCACGCAUCCCGCGGGAGAGGAUGGAGCUCUUUGCAGUGCUCUGCAUAGAGACCAGUCACUAUGUCUCCUUCGUGAAGUACGGGCCGGAGAAAGAGAACUGGAUGUUCUUCGACAGCAUGGCUGACAGGCACGGUGAUGAGAAUGGCUAUAACAUUCCCAUCGUCAAGCUGUGCCCUGAAGUUGCCAAAUACCUGCAGUUGCCAGGGGCAGCGCUGGCAAUGGAGCAGCCCCGGGACAUGGAAGGCGUGGCCAAGCGCCUCUUCUGUGACGCCUACAUGUACAUGUACCAGAGCAAGAAAAUGUCACUUUACAAAUGACACCAGCCUGGCAGGGAGAGACCUUGCUAUCCGCAAGCAGAGCUGAGACUCACUGGAAAUGGGGGCAUGGCUCAGACCAGUCGGUAGCUGCCAGCUGUUGCUAAUUGAGAAAAGCCAGCCAGAGUCCGGGUCAAAUGACCUUUCAGCUUUGCCUCUGCUAACCUCUUCCAAAGUCUGCUAUCAGGCUGUCGAUAAGAGCAGCCUUCGGUGGCUGGCUUUACCCGAGCAACAGUGCGAAUCCAGACUCUGAACUGCUGUUCGCACUUUUACGUAUGUUGAGUGAGGGAACUUCACCUUCACCCCAUUCCUCCGCCCACACCCUGGAUUUCUGUCCUUCUUUCCUGUCCACAGUUACAGGCCCACCAGAACCCCUCCAGCCUUCUGCUCUCCCAGUGAACGCUUCCCCAAAGGUUAGGAAUCAAGCAGCCCGAGUCAAGGCGUGGGCCGUGACGCUCAGGUUUUCAACAAAGCACAAGCGAUCUGCACUAGCCCUCUGGGUGACAUUUCAGUUCACGGGCUUCCUGCCUGUAAACGCAAAAGUGCCUCAUAGAUGAUCAGGAGCCAAACAUCUCAGGAAGGAAAUUUUGUUCACAUCUGCACUGAAGUCUGUGGUAUGGGCUGUGAUCCUGAAGUCUCAGUAACUGGGGCUAUACCGAGCAGCCCAGUCCUUUGGACGCAGACCUGCCCUCAUUUAUAACUCUCUCGUGUGCCUUUACUUCCCCAGUUCAGCACCAGUGUCUCUGACACGCUGCUUAACUUCAGUAGCACGUUUUGUUGGAAGUCCCCUCUGGUUAGCCAUGACAUUUGGCUCGAGACUUGAAACAGCAACACAAAGCUUCAAGCUGCACUUUGAACAAAAAUGUAAUGUUAAGAACAAAACUAGGGAAGAAACAGUCGAAACCAGCAUAGGAAUGUCUUCUCCCAGGGCUGCGUGAUUGCUCGGCGCAUGCGGCUUUUAACGGUAGCUCGUUAUUUUAAAACUCAUUGUUCUGAUUUCCUGAGGUACAUUGUGGAACAGCAGUUACCCAGCAAACCUCCCAGAAAAGAUGCUUUUUAAACUUGAACAUGUUCAGCUUUUCCGUCCAGCACUGGACCAAAGGUUAGGGUCCAUCUCGGGGGAGUCACUGGCUUUUAACUUUUUUUUAAAACAGCAAAGCUAAUGCUUGCAAAUUUGGUGCUGAGCCUGCAGCAUAGUGUGUGGUCUCAUGCUGGUAGGAGCCCACUAAGAGAACCAGUAGUAUGGAGCAGAUUGCCCGUACUUCACCCCACCGAAGUCCACAUGGACAACUUGUCGAGAAGCUGAAGGCAGUGCCCUGGCUGGGCGUAGAGCCGGUAGCUGAUCACAGCUGCUCUCUUUCUUACCUGCAAUGCGGAGCUGCGACUCGCAGCAUGUAACACUGCGCUGCUGUGACUAAUCUGUCGCUCAGGGGACAACAUUGUGUUGUCGUGAUGGGCUGCCCCUUUCCAGCAGAGAUGAAGGAAGUCGUGGUUCAUAGCACCAUUGGUUGCUUGGGGCCCGGGGUUUGGCCACUGUGUUAACCAGUGCAGUGUUAAACAUCGGUGUUAGCUCAUAACAGCCUGUUACUGUUUGACAUGCAUUGCGCUCUUUCCACGGGAGGGCCCCUUUCAGCUGUUGGGCAAAUUAUCCCCAGAAUGAACUUUAGAUUUGCCAAAAGGCCUUGAGGACAAGAGCAAAACUGUUAACAGGCACAGAAACCAAAGUUACAGCUGUGCUGGUGGCAGAGAGAAGGCAGGAAACGCAGGCGGCGAAUGUCGCUUCUUAGAUGUCACCCUGGAUUUUGAAGGUUUUGCCCUGAGGAACUGAUCCCGACUGGUGCUGAGCACCGGUAACUCCCAUCGCCCAGGGGCUUGUGGACACACUGCCCCUCUCGACAUCACCCUGCUGUAUAUAUGUUAGCACCCGUGUCUGCACCAGGCCUGGGCGGGAAGCUUUUGCAGGUUCUAAGGUAACACAGUAGCAGUGUAUGGCACGUGGGCUGCAGGAAGGCAGGAGGUUUGAAAGCCUCCAGCAGACACCAGCCCAAAAUAGCUACCUCCCCUAGAGCUGGCUUCUGUUAACGUAUCAGGUCCCUGUUCUCCAGGUGCCCUUUGCUUCUCUUGCCUCUUCGUUGGGCGUCUGAACCCCACGUUCUUCCAUUCUUCCACUCCCUGCUCCAUCACGGCUUCUGCCUGGGGAAAUCAGGAGAACUUUGGGCCAUAGGCCUCCCUUGGCAAUAACGGGGUUCUUCUCUAAUAGAAACUGACCUGCUGCUCUUGCCUUGACUAAUGCCCUGUUAGCUACAGGGCAGUAGAAAUCUCUUUCUCCGUUGUCUUGGCUGUUCAGGCCUCAGUUGGAUUUCUCCAUAAGAGGCCCCCUGACAGCUCUGGUCUCCUCUCAGGUAUAUCGCGGGCCAGGGUUCUGUGUCUCAAAGGCCCAUCCUGGGGCUCCGAAAGGGGUGUGUCAGUUUUUCUGGGCUUUGCAAUGUAAACAUUGACUCUCACAUUGAUGGCUUUUACUGUCCAUGUGUAUAGGAUUUGUUUCUCUUUGUAUUUCUAAGCACAAGACACUUCUCGUAGGAAAAAAAUGUUUAAAAAGUGCCUUAUUGACAUGACCUCGCUCUGCACGGCAGACAGAACGAGCCAUGCUUUCUAAGCCGAUGCAGGCUGCCUCCUGCAGCUCUGUAGUUUCUGUUGGUUAUGCACACCGCAAAAACACCAAAGCAGCUUUCAGCACUUUCGAAAGGAAGGUCUGAUCAGGACAAUAAGUGGGGUGCACAAAUCCAGUCAGAUUUCCCUGCAUCCAUCUUGCAUUAGAGCACCCAGCACUACAGUGCAGUAUCCUCACAUCUCAAGGUGGAAAGGUUUCAAAGCCAGAUUAAGUGCCAGCCAUUCAUUUUUGCCUAAGGGUGCUGCUGGCUUAUAACAUGGAAAAUGCAGACAGACUCCUGGUUCAGACAGACCUCACCUGGUGCUAACAGCAGUCACUCAGUAGUGAUUGCUGAGCCAGUAAGGAAUUCUGUGCCCGAGAUUGUAGUGUGGGUCAUGUUUUCUGUCCUGUUUGAACCUCUGUUUUACAGGCUUGUUGCUGUUCAUGAUUGAUGCCUUUGUCUCGUUGUAUUGGUUUCUGCAGCUUUGCCUUAAAUUGAUUUGGGGAAGAGAA
This is a messenger RNA of Pelodiscus sinensis (Chinese soft-shelled turtle), 5854 nucleotides long. The record is from RefSeq and is a predicted model, not a curated record. Lineage: Eukaryota; Metazoa; Chordata; Testudines; Trionychidae.